CAAAUUGAAGUGAUACCAUGCAAAAUUUGUGGAGAUAAGUCCUCUGGAAUACACUAUGGAGUCAUCACAUGUGAAGGCUGCAAGGGUUUCUUUAGGAGGAGUCAGCAGAACAAUGCCUCUUACUCAUGCCCCAGGCAGAGAAACUGUUUAAUUGACAGAACCAACAGAAAUCGUUGCCAACACUGCCGACUGCAGAAGUGUCUUGCCCUAGGAAUGUCUAGAGAUGCUGUGAAAUUUGGAAGAAUGUCCAAAAAGCAGAGGGACAGCCUGUAUGCUGAAGUGCAGAAGCACCAGCAGCGAUUACAGGAGCAACGGCAGCAGCAGAGUGGUGAGGCAGAAGCCCUUGCCAGGGUAUACAGCAGCAGCAUCAGUAACGGCCUGAGCAACCUGAACAACGAAACUGGUGGCACUUACUCGAAUGGGCAUGUCAUUGACCUGCCAAAGUCCGAGGGUUAUUAUAAUGUGGAUUCUGCCCAGCCCUCCCCAGAUCAGUCUGGGUUAGACAUGACUGGAAUCAAACAGAUAAAGCAGGAACCAAUCUAUGACCUCACUUCUGUACCAAACUUGUUUACCUAUAGCUCUUUCAACAAUGGGCAAUUAGCUCCAGGGAUAACCAUGACUGAAAUAGAUCGAAUUGCACAGAAUAUCAUUAAGUCCCAUUUGGAGACGUGUCAAUAUACAAUGGAUGAACUACACCAGCUAGCAUGGCAGACCCACACAUAUGAAGAAAUUAAAGUAUACCAGAGCAAGGCAAGAGAAGCAUUGUGGCAGCAGUGUGCCAUCCAGAUCACUCAUGCUAUUCAGUACGUAGUGGAGUUUGCAAAGCGGAUAACAGGCUUCAUGGAGCUCUGUCAAAAUGAUCAAAUUCUACUCCUUAAAUCAGGCUGCUUGGAAGUGGUUUUGGUGAGAAUGUGCCGUGCCUUCAACCCACUCAACAACACUGUUCUGUUUGAAGGAAAGUAUGGAGGAAUGCAAAUGUUCAAAGCUUUGGGUUCUGAUGAUCUGGUGAAUGAAGCGUUUGACUUUGCAAAGAAUUUAUGUUCCUUACAGCUGACUGAGGAAGAGAUUGCAUUGUUUUCGUCUGCUGUUCUGAUAUCACCAGAUCGAGCCUGGCUAAUAGAACCAAGAAAGGUCCAGAAACUUCAGGAAAAGAUUUAUUUUGCACUUCAACAUGUGAUUCAGAAGAACCAUCUUGAUGAUGAGACCUUGGCAAAGUUAGUAGCCAAGAUACCAACCAUUACUGCACUUUGCAACUUGCAUGGAGAGAAACUGCAGGUAUUUAAGCAAUCUCAUCCAGAUAUAGUGAAUACACUGUUUCCUCCAUUAUACAAGGAGCUUUUCAAUCCAGACUCUACCACGGGCUGCAAGUGA
Messenger RNA from Emys orbicularis (European pond turtle), 1371 nucleotides. It is a transcript of the gene RORB, whose product is annotated as RAR related orphan receptor B. NCBI's taxonomy places the organism in Eukaryota, Metazoa, Chordata, Testudines, Emydidae. The record is from RefSeq and is a predicted model, not a curated record. Gene Ontology annotation, molecular function: melatonin receptor activity; nuclear receptor activity; RNA polymerase II cis-regulatory region sequence-specific DNA binding. Gene Ontology annotation, cellular component: nucleus. The coding region runs from base 214 to 1371 and encodes 385 amino acids. Gene Ontology annotation, biological process: regulation of transcription by RNA polymerase II. The transcript is spliced from 9 exons.